Molecule: messenger RNA, 2091 nt
Organism: Pteropus alecto (black flying fox)
Lineage: Eukaryota; Metazoa; Chordata; Mammalia; Chiroptera; Pteropodidae
Gene: FBRSL1
Product: fibrosin like 1
Exons: 20
Source: RefSeq, a predicted model, not a curated record
CGUCGCCGCGAGUCCAGCUCGCAAGAGGAAGAGGUCAUCGACGGGUUCGCCAUUGCCAGCUUCAGCACGCUGGAGGCCUUGGAGAAGGACAUGGCCCUGAAGCCACAUGAGCGGAAGGAGAAAUGGGCACGGCGCCUCAUCAAGAAGCCCCGCGAGUCAGAAAACGGCCCGUCCGCAGAGCCGAGUGAGAACGGGCGGCCCCUGGAGGUGGGCGACCCCGAGCAGGACCUGGAGCCUGCCGCGGACCGAGGAAAGAAGGUCCCGCUGCAGCCCGCCAAGCAGAUGAAGGUUGCAGUGUCCAGAGGGGGCGACCGCAACAGCGAGGACGACAGCUUCCGCGAAGCCACCAGCUCCCGGCGGAGCAGCUCCCGGGACCAGCUCAGUGACAGCUCGGCGCAGGCGGUCUCGGGCAGAGGCUACUCCUGUGACAGCGAGAGCGACGGGGACGACAAGGCGUCCGUGGGCUCUGAGAAGCUCUUUGCCCCGGCAGCUGAUAAAGGCCCCACGCUGGGCGAGAAGUCGGAGGCCAAGGCGGGGUCCGCGCCCAAGGUCUCGGGCCUGGAGCGCAGCCGCGACCUCGGGCUGGGCAAGCACGCGUCCCUGCCGCCGCUCGGGCCGGGCGCCCACCUCUCUACCUCACACUUGGCGCUGCGCUCGCAGGCCCAGCACCAGCACCACGCGGCGGCCAUGUUCGCCGCCCCCGCGACACUGCCCCCGCCCCCGGCGCUGCCGGCCAACAGCCUGGUCAUCCCAGGACACCCCGCAGAUCGCGAGCUGCUCAGGCAAGAGCUGAACGCGCGCUUUCUGGUCCAGAGUGCCGAGCGGCCCGGCGCCCCGCUGGGCCCGGGGGCUCUGCUGCGGGCAGAGCUCCACCAGCACCAACACACACACCAGCACACACACCAGCACCAACACACAUUCGCCCCCUUCCCCGCGGGGCUGCCCCCGACAGGCCUCACUGUCCCCGCCCUUCCGUUCCAGUUCGACAAGUACCCGCCCAAGCUGGACAGCCCCUACUUCCGACAUUCCAGUUUUUUCCCGCCCGUCCCGGGACUGCCCGCCCUGCUCCCACACCCGGGCCCCUUCGGGUCCCUGCAGGGCGCUUUUCAGCCCAAGACCUCAAACCCGAUCGAGGUAACCGGCCGGGCCAGCGCUGUGCACACCCUGCUCCAGAAGGGCCCCGGGGUGUCUGACCCAUACCGGACGGCAGUCAGGAAGCCGGGGAAGUGGUGUGCGGUGCACGUGCAGAUCGCUUGGCAGAUCCACCACCAUCAGCAGAGGAUGAAGGUGCACCUGGACCCCCACAAGCUGGAGGUGGGCGCCAAGCUGGACUUGCUCAGCAGACCCCCUGCCCCGAGCCUGCUCGCGGGAUUCCACUACCCGCAGGACCUGGCCCGGCCCCUCUUCCCCAGCUCUGGUAUCACGCAUCCCGCCACCAACCAGCUUGGACCCUCAGCCCACCCCGGCAGCUUCCUGUCCACUGGUCACCUCACAGACCCUUUCAGCAGACCGAGCACCUUCGGAGGCCUGGGGGCCCUGGGCAGUGCCGCCUUCGGAGGCCUGGGCAGCCAUGCACUGACUGCAGGCGGCAGCAUCUUCUCUCACAAGGAGGGCUCCACGCUGCACAGCCUGCCCAGCCCCCACGAGGCCUGGAACCGGCUGCACCGCGCACCCCCCUCCUUCCCCACGCCGCCCUCCUGGCCCAAGCCCGUGGACUCCGAGCGGGUCUCGGCCCUGACCAACCACGACCGAGAGCUGGACAAGGGCCGUGAAGAGCGGGAGCGGGACCUCCUGGAGAAGACGCGCCUGCUGAGCCGGGCCUCGCCGGCGGCUGCCGUGGGCCACGCGGUUAGCGAAAUGGGCGUUACCGUGAGUCAGGUGCGGCUGCGGGAGUUCCCGACCCCAGAUGGCCGCCCCAAACCACCCUCUGGGGAGGCCUGCAGCGAGGUGACGCGAGUCAGAACUGAAACUGGCUCCAGAGUCCAUGCUCCCACCCGCAUGCUGCUGGCCCUGGCCCCCUGGACUCGUGGGACCUUGUCUGCCCUGCAAGUGCCUGGCUGGACCCCGACUGGCACCGCUGGGGGCCCUUAA